Molecule: messenger RNA, 5718 nt
Organism: Salvelinus fontinalis (brook trout)
Lineage: Eukaryota; Metazoa; Chordata; Actinopteri; Salmoniformes; Salmonidae
Product: Golgi-associated kinase 1A-like
Exons: 5
Coding region: 1254-3167 (637 amino acids)
Cellular component (GO): Golgi apparatus
Source: RefSeq, a predicted model, not a curated record
GUGUUCUGACUCUCCACAAUUGCAUGCACUUGUACUUUCCCCUUCAGACUGGUGGAGAAUUGGGAUGCUUUUUCCUUUUUUCUCAUUUUUUGACUGCAAUUCAAUGUGCUCUAGGUCAGUAGCUACCAGAAGGGGGCAGUCCUUGACCAUAAAUAUUUACUAGUGAGCCAAGAAUUGACAUCCUUGUCCGUUGUCUUUUAAUCCGUUCAUUGUUGAAAAGCACCUCAUCUUCAGAGAAAUGUAACAGUGUGUUCUUCAUCUCUGAAGAUGAUAGAACCAUAUGGGCCAGUUUCCCAGACACAGAUCAAGCCUAGUGCUAAACUACAAAUCACGUUCAAUGGAGAUUAGGUCUUUCCAUUGAGCAUGUUUUUUAGUCCAAGACUAGGCCUAAUAUUUGUCCCAAAAAAUAGCUCUAUGUGUUAUUAGUUAAGAUUAUAGACCUAAUUGGUAAUGGGUAUCUGUUAGAUCUGUCCCCUGUGACUCCAAUGCCAGGGGGUGGAUAGUGAGCCUAGAACUUUACAAUUCAAGCACACUUCAAAGUGGAUAAAAAGCAACAUUAAUUCGUUUUUAUGUGUCUGGUUCUUAUCAUUUAUUGCUCUCAUCCAUCAAGGCUAUGUGCGUGUCUGUUAUUUAAAUUAGGCUCCAUGUCUCAUUUAAAAACGUGCUCUGCAAUUGCAAGGCGCCUGUAUCCAAUAUAUGGACAGCUAGACCACGCAAGGCCGACUGCUAUCAAAUUACAGCGCAUUUCUGUAGUCUACCAAAUACCCAUCUAGUCCCAGAAAGAGGACUUUUACUGUGAAAUAAACUUUCCAAAACACACGGGUCCCUCGGGAGUGAGAGCUGCUUUUCAUAUGCCUUUGCUCCACUUUGCGCUAAAGCAAAACUGUAGGUUGGGAUUUCUUCUGGAGAAGUAGGCUACCACAAGCCACUGAAACGUACUGGAGCCUACUUAACUAUUGUAAUUUGCGAGAUUUAUUGUUACCUUUAUUAAUGCCAAGGUUUCCUACAAUAAUGACAACCGCAAUGUAGCCUAUAGAUGGAGAUGAAACAUAGCUCAAUUCAAAAGUGAUAGUAUAUGGAAAAAGCAUUGUGGAGGAGCAGGAGACUUUAUGCACGCUGCAUCUUCAGAACCAAUGCUGUCCAGUCUUCAAUAAAGUUUGUGUAACCAUAUCUACAUGGUGUCAACGGACGUGUUUGCACUAUAAUAAAGGCUGUAAACGUUCCUUGUGGGAUGCACCCGGGUGGGGGAAACGAUGGCCUUCAGAGUGUGGUCCAAGAUCUGCUGCAAGAGGUGGGCAGUGUGGGCCUUCCUCCUCCUCUUUACCCUGUCUGUGGUGGUGAUCAACACUCUCCCCUUCCCCCCCUCUGAGACGCGCAGGCUGCCCUCACGAGGCCUGAGCUCUGCUGGAGCCGGAGGGUAUAGAGCAAGGGCUAGACCCAGGGAAAGGGCCACAUUGGCCCCUCACCACCACCACCAUCUUCCUCUAACCCUCAAAGGUCACAGUGGAGGUUGGAAGCAGAGUGACAAAGUCAAAGAGUCCUCCAAGCAUCACCUGGUGAAGGACCAGCCCAAACUGGACAGGGGAGCAGCUAGCAUGACAGAUGAGAGAACUCACAGCAACUACAAGAAGAAUCGUAAAACUAAGGGCAUCGCCUCCAAAAGGAAAGAGAAGAAAGAGAUGCCGCCAAGUUCUAGUAGAGACAAACAACAUAAUAUCCAGCCAUUGACAGUCACUGCUGUGCUAAUAAGGCAUGAUGGAAGCCAUCUAACCAACUACAGUGGUUCAGAGCUCUCCACCCAACCACCACCUCUUUCCAGACAAGAGAACGUCCACCCAGCUGUGCCCCAGACUGUAGCUCGUAGCCAGAGCCGCCCUUCUACUGCAGACCUCGGCCUGUCUGACUCUGAGCACAAAUGUACUCCAGAUGAACAGAGACAGGACCAGGGGCACACCGGACAGGCAGGGAGGAAGAACUUAACCAAGCAGCAGGCUGUGAAAAAGGUCCCCAGAGAACUCAGGAAACGUGACAGACAGCCUUCGUCUGGGCGUAAAGAGACCCGGCCCACAGCGGAGACAGCAGCAGAAACAGAGAAAGGGAGUGAGGGGGAGGCCCACUGGUGUAAGAUGUCAGCUGGAGAGAGGGAGUUUCCAGACACUGACACACGGAGAAUAAGGACUGGGGACACUGACUCUGUGCCAUGGCUCAGCAAGGACGAUAUUCACAAGAUGGAGUUCCUCUCGGGCAGCGAGGUUGUCAGUAAGGCCAGGGUCCCAGCCCACGGACAGGUCCUCCAUGUAGUGCUGGGUGCCCCUCAUCAUCCCCCUUCUCUUGGGGCUCCAUUGGCUGACCACAGUGAGCACUGCCAACAGGGUCUGUGUGCCCUGAUCAAACGUCCAGACGACUGGUUCGAAGUCUUUGCUUUCCAUUUAGACCGUGUUCUCGGCUUGAACAGGAGUCUGCCCACAGUGUUCAGGGCCUUCCACAGUGACAUCUUGCCUUAUAAAUACACCAGAGGGGCAGCCAGACCCGUGGUGUGGUGGGACCCAGGCAUCCAGCACCUGGAUGAUGAUGACAAUGACCAGAACUCAUUCCCUCUCACCUGGCCCCAGUACCAGAGCUUGCUGAGGGCCAGGUGUGGCAGUGGCAGCGGCAUGGCCCUCAACGAGAACCCCUGUGUGGGGGUUCACCAUGCGGAGUGGGGGCGCCUGGCACUCUUUGACUUCCUCCUACAGGUGAAUGAUCGUCUGGACCGGUACUGCUGCGGUUUCCAGCCUGACCCAGCAGAACCAUGUGUGGAGAACCUGCUACAUACCAAGUGCAGGAACUCAAAGGAUCUAGUGCUGGUGCACAUCCUGGUGAGGAGGGUAGAGCCUACCAGACUGGUGUUUAUAGACAAUGCAGGCAGGCCAAAUCAUCCCCAUGAAAACCUCAACUUCCGCUUAGUAGAGGGCAUCGAUGAGUUUCCAGAGAGAGCCGUAUCAGUUCUCCAGUCUGGCUGUUUGGAGAGCAUGCUCCUGAGCUCCCUGUAUAUGGACAAGGAAUUCUGGGAGAGCCGAGGGGGGGCACGUGGCCUGAAACCUCUCAUCCACACUGUUGAGCAGAGAGGGAGGAUUCUGCUGCAGCACAUCCACGACAAGAGACUCAGACUGAACAGGGAUCUGUGAAUCCAAUGGCCCAGAAAGCACCCAACAGUACAUUCAUUUCAUCCAGGCAGGGGGUGCCUGUGACAGAUGUGGAAGCCACCUCAAGGUCCCGGGCAGCCUAAAGACACAGGGUGUGUCUCAAAUGGCACCCUAUUCCCUAUAUAGUGCACUACAUAUGACCACAGCCCUUCAUUGUCUAUAACACCCUACGGGCCCUGGUCAAAGGUAGUGCACUGUAUAGGGAAGAGGGUGCUCUUUGGGCCACAGAUACAGUAUGCCUGUUCCAUGCUGUUUGUGGUUCCCAUCCAUGUUGUAUCCAUACAUCUUUCCAACAUCCCUCAAGGCAAGCAAAUUAUGUUAUUGAAAUUGCACCGUUUUCUUCGCUGCCUGUUUAUGAGGUGAGUUUUGUAUUUUCGAAUAAAAAAUAGCAGAUUUAACGAUUGAUUUAAUGUCUGUUUUAUGAGAUAAGCGUUCAGCUGUAAUCUUAAAAUGAAAGAUUUUAGAUCAAUGAAUAGCUUCUGAACUGGAUCCAGGAGUCUUGUCGAUAAGAAAAUACCAAACCUUUUAUAAGAUUGUGCUCCUAAGACAACGAUGAGGAAACCCUCUCAAUUGUGUUAAAGGAACACUAUUAUUAUUAGUAGUAUUAUUAAUAUUAUUAUUAUUGCUGAACAUUGGACUUAUUGCCUAUGUUCCAGGACAUUUAGACAAUGAUGACUCCACGCCAAUUAAUGAACAAUGGACAAUAUAUUGAAGUGACCUACAGACUGGGGUUGCUUCCUUGUGGGGCUACAGCACAUUGCAUUCCUAUGGGCUAAACUGUUUAGGAUAGAUGGCCAGUCCCAUAGACUUCGACACAAUUCACUUAUUUAACAUGUUUUUCUAUGUUUAAGGUUAUUUAGACUAUAUUGCUAAUAAUAAUGAGGAUAUUUGACUGUUUAGUCUUGCAUUUAUGUUGUUAUAUUUAGCCUACUUAUUGACUCAAGACAUUUCAGCUUUUCAUUUUCAAUUAAUUUGUAAAAAAUUCUAAAAACAUUAUUCCACUUUGACAUUACGGGGUAUUGUGUGUAGGCCAGAGACACAAUCUCAAUUUAAUUGAUUUUAAAUUCAGGCUGUAACACAACAAAAUGUGGAAAAAGUCAAGGGGUGUCAAUACUUUCUGAAGGUACCUCUAUUUUCUUCAAUCAAGAAACUAGAAAUUCGACAUAUGAGCUUGUCUGACCACCACACUUACUACUUUAAAUUUCAGAAUCUCCUUAAAGAAACACAAGAAUUACUACAAAAAUUAUUACAAAAUCCUACUUUCUGUAAUCAGUUUGAAAUUGAACUAAAUAAAUGUAUAAUGAUCAAUAAAAAUUUGGUUAAUGACCCCCAGAUUCUAUGGGAUACCACCAAAGGUUUUAUUAAAAAUAAUGCAACUGAAUUUGCAUCUGGGUUGAAUGAAGAUAUCAGAAUUGGAAAUGUUGCAAACUGUGUUAGAGCGUUCUAAACAAAGACUCUUUUCAGACCAGGUAGCUAUUACUCUUUCCAAAGUUAAGACAGAAUUUAAUGUAUUGAUAAGACAGAGAGCAGAAUAGCCAUCCAUCGUGUAAGACUCAACCAUUACUUCAAUGGUAAUCGUCCUAGUUGUUUUCUGACCAACAAACUACGCAGUAAUGAUCAAUUAGCUGAUAUAGCAACUGCUGAAUCUGAAACAGAGGAAUUACUAUCAAAACCCAAAUUAAUCAAUCAAAUAUUCUCCUGCUUCUAUAAAUAACUGUACACUUCUGAUUGUAAAUCCACACCAAACCAGACUAAGACCUAGAUUCAAUCAGAUCAAGUCUUAACCUGCGAUAGCACACACCUGCAUAAAUCAAUGAGCAGCUGCUCUUGCGAUCUUUGUCACGAAGCACACCUGCACCACUCGAGUUAGAAGUUCAGAAUUUGUAGGCUAUAUAAAAAUAAUAACGUUCAAAUUGAAAAAUCAUUCAGCUAAAUAACGAAGAUUUCUAUCAUCCUAAUCGAGGUGUACAUUACAUUUCAGUUUAUUUUUUUAUUUUUAUUUUUUACAAGUAUUUGAACUUGUAAACAAGGCUGCAUGGGAUUUCUUUGUGCAGAAAAUGAGAAUGUUUGCUUUAGGUAUAAUUCCACGCCACUUGUGGAUGUGGCAGCUCCAACGCAGUUCCACCUCUGACACCAUCAAAACAACAGCUAUGUGGAUGUCGCUUAAAGCAGAUCUGAUUGAAUAGAGUCUUUCUAAAAUAAUUAAGAACUCUUCUUCUCUGAACAGGGGAAGCCAUUUGGGAGCCCACAUCUCUCUCAGUGAACUCAAAAGGGCAAUGGAUAGCAUGAUAAAGGAAAAUCACCUGGAGGGGACGAUAUUCCUCCUGAGGUCUAUUUAACAUUUUGGAAUUAAUUAGGUCCACUAUUGGUCGAAAUUAUUAAUACAGGUGUUCACAAGAGUUCAUUUAGGAAAGAUGUGAACACAGCACAAAUGUAGCUUUUAUUUAAAAAAGGAUAGGAUGCCACCCAGUGUUCUCAUUAUCGCCCCCUAUCUUUGAUGAACACAGAUAUUAAACUGUUUUCCAACAUGUUA